Messenger RNA from Rattus norvegicus (Norway rat), 1929 nucleotides. RefSeq names its product similar to human chromosome 5 open reading frame 47 (gene C10h5orf47). The record is from RefSeq and is marked validated. NCBI's taxonomy places the organism in Eukaryota, Metazoa, Chordata, Mammalia, Rodentia, Muridae.
AGGUCGCCUGACAGGAAGCCGAGAUGCUUCCCACCCGCAGCCGGCAAAGGCCAGAUGGGCCUCGCUUGAUCUACGUGACCCGCUUCGCCUCACACCGCCAUGGCGUGUGGCAGUUGAGGGGCCUCCGAGGUUUCGGCCAUCGAGGCCCAGGAUUCGAGGCCCGCUGUGCCAUAAAGCAAGCAGCGGUGGAGCCCGAGCCCCCGGGAGGAGAGCAGCCCACCGGUUCCCAGGCCGGGGUCACCGAAAGCCCAGAUUCUGCCUCUUUCCAGUGGACGUCGACAGCGCCCAGGGGCCAGGAGCGAGCAGCGCGGCCAGGUUUAAACCAGAAAAAUGCAACGAAAGAGUUUGAUUUCCCCAUACAACUGAAUGAAGCCUCCAAACUAAUGAAGGCGAGAAAAAAGGCCUCUGUGUGGAACAAAGUACAUCAGGUCAUUUCCAGAAUGAUUGCAGAAAAUGAAAAAUACAGACAGAGACUGAAGUGCCACAAUUUAUCUAGUGACAUUCCAGUUACUACAAGAUGAAUGUGAACCUUCCUGUCUUCUCUGAAUUGGUGACAGAGGUUGGGGAGCCAAGCACCUUCCUGGGGCUCAAGAAGCCACUUUUCUGUAGGCUCCUGGGACAUGCUUUGCUUUUGGUCCACACUGUGGACAGGACACACAGGAAGAGACACUCUCCCCAACUCCCCAACUGCAGAUGUCUGAACUGGACGAGAACCCAAAAGUAUGUUUUGGACAACAACAUGCAUGGCAUCAGUGAGAGGGUUCCUCACGAAGCUGUUAGAAAAUGCAAAUAUGCAAAAUUCUUAUGAAGUCAUACAAUAAUUUGUGGGUUUGUUUCCUUCUAAGCUACAACUCCCUCCCUUCAUGAGACUGAACAACUUUGGUGUUGUGGUUGUUUGUUCUUUAAAUGACUAGUAAAUCCUCCUGCCUCCAGUUGCAGGGCGCAGGCCCCCUAGGCAGUGGCCUAUGAGAGACAGUUUCCCUGCACACAGGCUUCUCCUACUUCUCUAGACAAUGCUAAGUACAGUUUGGCUUUGCUGUCCCUCAGUACAGUUCUAAAUGUUAGUGUAUACAAGCCAAACCUACUGCCAAAUGGACGGUGGUGUAAACCUCACUGCAUAAAAUUUUGUGGAGAAUGUGGACAAAGAUUUUAGCUACAUUUAUGUUUGUAUGACCUGCUGACUCUUUAUGGAAACAGCCUGCUUUAUCAGACCUGUCAGUAUGUAUUCAUUUCACUGUACGAGUGUCAUGCGGGAGACAUUGUGUCCCACUGUUCUAGAACCAUACAGCUCUAAAGACUUCCAUAGAAAUGAAUGUUCUAAAUGUUUUAUUUAUUGUUUAAUAAUUUCUGCUGAAAUAUGUUUUGUUGAAUAGAAGAGAAAUACAAUGUGAAUUUUCUUCUGGAAUAUUGUGCAGCAAGUAUGACACCAUGAUUUGUUCACCAUUUUAGAUUCCUAUCAGGAACUGAUGCCCUCUUCAUGAGAAUCCAAGACUGUGUGUUUCCAAGUUACAUACAUGUCUAUUGGAGCCGUGGACAUAAGAUUUUCACAUUCCCUUCUUCAUCUCAUACUCUUCAGUCUUUCCACUGGUCUGUGCCAGAGGAACAUUCACUCAUCAAUUCUAUUCCUGAUUUGUCUUUUUCUUUGCUUAAAUCAGUUUUAUUUAAGCCCAUCGUCCAUUCUUGUUAUUCUAAGAAAUGUACCACAAAUGAUUCUACCGUCUCAGGAGUGUCAUAGAGUACACUCACACAAAGUGGCCUGAGUCAUCACUGAGCAUGGCUCCCACUGCAGCAAGGGUGACCAUAAACACAAGGCAUGUGAGCCUGCUGCCCGUGUAAUGGGGAAUUCUGCUUUAAACAAAAAGCUUUCCUAUAAAUAAAAGUAAUGUUCAUUAGUGAUGAAAACAGUAUGUUGACAAGAUAAAGCAGUAA